UUCUGAACCUUCACUAUUUCACUUGGUUUCAUUGCAAAUGGCUGCUAUGAAGUUUUUCCUUUUAAUUUGUAUAGUGUCCACCUUUAGCCAAAAGAAGUAUGUAUCUGCUCUUCAAAGUGAUCAGGUAUUGUGGGCUCUUCCACAGUCAGACAGACAAGUUGAGUUCCUCCAGAAUUUGACCACUACUUUUAAGAUUGUGCUUUGGCAACCUGAUUCACCCAAGAACAUCAUGAAGUACAAAGAGGUACAUUUCUAUGUCAACGUCUCUGAUAUAAGUGGUGUGAAAGCUGCACUUAACCGAUCUACCAUUCUAUACAAAGUUUCACUGGAAGAUGUUCACAAAAUUAUUGAGGCACAAACUACCAAUGACACAGCCACCCCACGUAGCUCUGCAUCAUACUUUGAACAAUAUCAUUCUCUAAAAGAAAUAUACUCCUGGAUGGAAGAACUAGCUGCACGACAUACUGAUAUCAUCCAAAAAAUACACAUCGGGGAUUCCUAUGAGAAACGACCACUUUAUAUUUUGAAGCUUUCUAACAGAGAUAAAACACCAAAAAAUGCAAUUUGGAUAGAUUGUGGUAUCCAUGCUAGGGAAUGGAUUGCUCCUGCCUUUUGUCUAUGGUUCAUAGGACAUGCAACUCAGCAUCUACAGCAAGAUGAUACAAUGGCAAGACUUCUACAGCACCUUGAUUUCUACAUCAUGCCAGUAAUGAAUGUGGAUGGCUAUGAGUACACAUGGACGACAAAUCGAAUGUGGAGAAAAAGCCGCUCGCUGCAUGGCAACAACAGAUGCACUGGGACAGACUUGAACAGAAAUUUUGAUGCAGGCUGGUGUGGCAAAGGUGCAUCUAAUGAUGACUGUGAAGAGACAUACUGUGGACCUUACCCUGAAUCUGAGCCAGAAGUAAAAGCUGUGGUUAAUUUUCUCAAAAAGCGCAAGAAUCAUAUUAAAGCAUAUAUAACAAUGCACUCCUACUCCCAGAUGGUUCUGUUUCCAUAUUCCUUUACUAAAAAUAAAAGUAAAGAUCAUGAUGAGCUGCAAUUUGUGGCAAACAAAAUAGCUCAUGCUAUUAAAGUUAAACAUCAAAAUCGCUAUCUGGCAGGCUCUGGUGCACAAACCAUCUAUUUAGCUCCAGGAGGUUCAGAUGACUGGGCUUACGACCUUGGUAUAAAGUAUUCUUUCACCUUUGAACUGCGGGACAGAGGAAGAUACGGAUUCUUGCUUCCUCAGCGUUUCAUUAAACCAACUUGCUAUGAAGCACUUACUGGAAUCAAAAUAAUAGCUUCACACGUUAUUAGAAACAUGUGAAACUCAUUGUUUUCCAUUUAGCAUUGCACAAUAUAUAGUAUCCGUUAACUUACAUGGCCAAUAGGGCAGCCUAAUUCAAGAUGCUUAGUGUUUUAAUUUCAGUAACAGUUGGAUCCUCCCAUGUACUUAUCCCAUGUCUUUAUGCAAUAUAAAUAUGAUGUCUAGAAUUUAUUUCCUUCACAUGGCUUUAUAAAUAAAUUGAAAUACAAAUUG
Messenger RNA from Rhineura floridana, 1522 nucleotides. It is a transcript of the gene CPB2, whose product is annotated as carboxypeptidase B2. Gene Ontology annotation, molecular function: metallocarboxypeptidase activity; zinc ion binding. Gene Ontology annotation, biological process: fibrinolysis; proteolysis. The transcript has 11 exons. Lineage: Eukaryota; Metazoa; Chordata; Lepidosauria; Squamata; Rhineuridae. The record is from RefSeq and is a predicted model, not a curated record. Bases 38 to 1309 code for a protein of 423 amino acids.